AUGCGCGGUGCGGGUCGCUCCCUGUGACGUAGCCUGUUUGUGUGCGGGGUGUGCGCGUGCCGUCAGUUGCUCGGGUGUUCGGCAGCCUGUUACCGGGGCAACGCGGAGGCGGGAGACGCGGAGCCAGAGUGGCCCCUUGGCCGGGCUGGCGCGAGAGGCCUCGGGAUGCAGCUGCGGCACGUGCGGACGCUGCUCACCCCCCAGGAUGGUGCUGCAAAGGUCACCUGCAUGGCUUGGUCCUACAACAAUGCCAAGUUUGCUGUCUGCACUGUAGACAGGGUCGUGCUUCUGUAUGAUGAACACGGAGAGAGACGGGACAAAUUUUCCACCAAGCCUGCUGAUACAAAGUAUGGCAGGAAGAGCUACAUGGUGAAAGGCAUGGCGUUCUCUCCUGACUCCACCAAAAUCGCCAUUGGACAAACAGACAACAUCAUUUACGUCUACAAGAUCGGAGAGGAAUGGGGUGAUAAGAAGGUGAUCUGCAACAAGUUCAUUCAGACGAGCGCAGUGACCUGUUUGCUGUGGCCAGCAGAGAACAUCAUUGUCUUUGGACUCGCCGAGGGGAAGGUUCGUUUAGCAAAUACAAAGACCAACAAGUCCUCCACCAUUUAUGGGACAGAUUCUUUUGUGGUCUCAUUAACCUCCAAUGUAUCUGGGAAGGGGAUCCUGUCUGGCCAUGCAGAUGGAACCAUUGUGCGCUACUUCUUUGAUGACGAAGGCUCAGGUGAAUCACAGGGUAAAUUGGUGACGCACCCCUGCCCUCCAUAUGCCCUCACCUGGGCUUCCAGCAGUGUCGUGGCUGCAGGCUGCGAUAAGAAGAUUAUAGCUUAUGGAAAGGAAGGCCACAUAAUUCAAACCUUUGAUUAUAGCCGGGACCCCUUGGAGAAGGAGUUCACCACAGCAGUCACUAGCCCCGGGGGCCAGUCAGUCGUCAUUGGCAGCUACGACAGGCUGAGGGUGUUGAACUGGAGCCCCCGCAGGAGUGCCUGGGAGGAAGCCAAACCCAAAGAAAUCGCACACCUUUACACAAUCACAGCCUUAGCAUGGAAGAGGGAUGGCUCGAGGCUCUGUGCGGGCACCCUUUGUGGAGGGGUGGAGCAGUUUGAUUGCUGCCUGCGCAGGACCAUUUACAAGAAUAAAUUUGAAAUGACAUAUGUGGGGCCGAGCCAGGUCAUUGUGAAGAACCUCUCCACAGGAACCCGAGUGGUGCUGAAAUCCCACUAUGGCUAUGAGAUUGAUGAGGUGAAGAUUUUGGGGAAGGAGAGGUAUCUUGUGGCCCAUACCUCAGAUACACUGUUGCUGGGGGAUCUCAACUCCAACAAGCUCAGUGAGGUGGCCUGGCAAGGAUCCGGAGGGAACGAGAAGUUUUUCUUUGACAACGAGAACGUCUGCAUGAUCUUCAAUGCCGGAGAGCUGACUUUAGUGGAAUAUGGAAGCAAUGAAAUUCUGGGAUCUGUCCGCACAGAGUUUAUGAACCCUCAUCUCAUCAGCGUUCGCAUCAAUGAGAGAAGGCAAAGAGGGAUGGAGGAGAACAAGAGACUGGCAUAUCUUAUCGACAUCAAGACUAUAGCAGCAGUGGAUCUUGUUGGUGGCUACAACAUUGGCACUAUCAGCCAUGACAGCAAGAUUGACUGGCUGGAGCUGAAUGAGACGGGCCACAAGCUUCUCUUCAGGGACAAGAAGAUGAGGUUGCAGCUUUAUGACAUUGAGAGCAGCACCAAGACCACGAUCCUGAGCUAUUGCUCCUAUGUGCAGUGGGUCCCAGGCAGUGAUGUGGUGGUGGCUCAGAACAGAAACAGCCUCUGCAUUUGGUACAACAACGAUGCCCCAGAGCGAGUGACCAUGUUCCCGCUGAAGGGGGAUAUCGUGAACCUGGAGCGGAGCAAUGGGAAGACUGAGGUGAUAGUGGCAGAAGGGGUGAACACGGUGUCCUACAUGCUGGACGAGGGGCUCAUUGAGUUUGGAACAGCCAUUGAUGAUGGGGACUAUAGCAGGGCGGCUGCCUUCUUGGAGACGCUGGAAAUGUCCACGGAGACCGAAGCCAUGUGGAAGACCCUAAGCAGACUGGCCCUGGAGGCCAAGCAGCUGCACAUCGCUGAGAGAUGCUUCUCAGCGCUGGGCCACGUGUCAAAGGCGCGAUUCCUGCAUGAAACCAAUGAGAUCGCCGACCAGGUGGCCAAGGAAUAUGGUGGGGACGGCACAGAUUAUUACCAGGUGCGUGCCCGCCUAGCCAUGCUGGAGAAGAAUUACAAGCUGGCAGAGAUGAUCUUCCUGGAGCAGAACGCGGUGGAGGAGGCCAUGGAAAUGUACCAGGAGCUGCACAUGUGGGACGAGUGCAUCGUGGUGGCAGAGGCCAAGGGGCACCCGGCGCUGGACACGCUGCGCCGGGGCUAUUACCAGUGGCUGUUGGACACGCAGCAAGAGGAGAAGGCUGGGGAGGUGCAGGAGAGCCAAGGGGAGCACCUGGCCGCUGUGGGCCUGUACCUGAGGGCCGGACUGCCGGCCCGAGCCGCUCGGCUGGCCAUGGCUCGGGACCAGCUCCUGGCCAAUGGGGAUGUCAUGAACCGCAUCACCACCGCGCUGAUCAAAGGGGAGCUGUACGAGCAGGCUGGAGACCUGUUUGAGACGAUCAGGAACCCCCAGAAGGCUCUGGAGUGUUACCGCAAGGGCUGCGCCUUCCUGAAAGGCUGUACAUCAUGGUGGAGGAACCUGAUCUGGCGAUCACCAUGUAUAAAAAGUGUAAGAUGUAUGAUGAGAUGAUUCGCCUGGUAGCAAAGUACCACAAGGACUUGCUGAGUGACACACACCUGCAUCUGGGGAAGGAGCUGGCGGCUGAGGGCCUCUGGCAGGAGGCUGAGUACCACUACCUGGAAGCCAAGGACUGGAAGGUCACAGUGAACAUGUACAGAGUGAAUGACAUGUGGGAGGAAGCGUACAGGGUAGCCAAGGCCCACGGGGGGGCGAAUUCUUACAAGCAUGUGGCCUAUCUGUGGGCAAAGAGCCUUGGAGGGGAAGCUGCCGUGAAACUCCUCAAUAAGUUUGGGCUUCUGGAAAUGGCUAUCGACCAUGCAACAGAUAAUGGCGUCUUUGACUUUGCGUUCGAACUGGCCCGGCUCUCGCUGAAGCAGAAGACACCCGAGAUCCACUUGAAGUACGCCAUGUUCCUGGAGGACGAGGGCAAGUUCGAAGAGGCCGAGGCUGAGUUCAUUAAAGCUGGGAAGCCCAAGGAAGCGGUGCUAAUGUUUGUCCACAACCAGAACUGGGACGCUGCCCAGCGCGUGGCUGAGGCCCACGACCCGGACAGCGUGGCCAACGUGCUCGUGGGACAGGCUCGCUUCGCCUUUGAGCAGAAGGAAUUCCAGAAAGCAGAGGCCUUCCUCCUGCGGGCCCAGCGGCCAGAGCUGGCCGUGAAAUAUUACAAGGAGGCCGGCAUGUGGAGCGACGCCCUGCGGACCUGUAAGGAGUACGUCCCCAGCCGGCUGGAGGUGCUGCAGGAGGAGUACGACAAGGAGGCUGCCAAGAAAGGGACCAGAGGCGUGGAGGGCAUGCUGGAGCAGGCCCGGCAGUGGGAGCAGGCUGGGGAAUACGCCAGGGCUGUGGACUGCUACCUGAAGGUACAGGAUCCCAGUAACAGCCUGCUGGUGGAGAAGUGCUGGCUGAAGGCAGCUGAGCUGGCCAUUAAAUUCUUGGGCCAGCCUCGGAGUGUGGAGGUGACGCGGCUGGUGGGACCCCAGCUGGUGGCCAUGAAGAAGUACAGCGCGGCAGCUGAGCUCUACCUCAACCUGGACCUCAUCCGAGAAGCCAUUGAUGNCCCCCUGCAAGGGCACCCUUGGUUUGGCUGCCAACAAAGUCUCCUUCUGCCCGGCAGGUCGGAGGAGUACGUGGACCAGCGCUAUAAGGAGUAUUUAAAGCAUCAGGGCAAAGUAGAUUCGCUAGUGGGGGUGGAUGUCAUGGCUGCCCUGGACAUGUAUGCGGAGCGGGAGCAGUGGGAGAAGUGCCUGGAGACCGCGGCCAAGCAGAAUUAUAAGGUCCUGCACAAGUACGUCGCUCUGUACGCAACCCACCUCAUCCGGGAAGGCAGCUAUGACAAAGCACUGAGCCUGUAUGUCCAGCACGGAGCCCCUGCCAACCUGCAGAAUUUCAACAUCUACAAGCGUCUCUUUGUGGAGAUGGUGAACGCGCCCGGCAUGAACAGCACCGAGGCCUAUCCCAGCUGGGCCGACCUGCGCGACAUCCUCUUCAACCUGUGUGAGAACCUGGUGAAGUCCAGCGAAGCGAACACCCCCGCGCACGAGGAGUUUGAGACCAUGCUGCUGAUAUCGCACUACUAUGCCACCCGCUCCGCCGCGCAGGGUGUGAAGCAGCUGGAUGUGGUGGCGGCCAAGCUCUCCAUCUCCCUGCUGCGCCACACCGAGCUCAUCCCCGCAGACAAGGCCUUUUAUGAAGCUGGCACAGCAGCCAAGGUAAGAGGCAGCCUGAUAUGCAGGAGCCAGUGGCAGCAGGGCCUGGUCACCUGGCUCCCAUGGGCUCUCUGUCUGCAGUGGGGGAGUGGGUCCUUCUCUGGCAGCUUUCCCUCCGUCCCUCCCUCCCUCCCUCCCUCCAUCCAUCCUGCCCCCACCAUCCACCAGCCCCUCGGCAAAUGUGGCUGCAAAUGCCCCUCCUCGGGGGUUCUCCAUGAGCACGUAUCCUGUGGGGCAUGA
Trachemys scripta elegans is the source of this 4700-nucleotide messenger RNA. It is a transcript of the gene IFT172, whose product is annotated as intraflagellar transport 172. Gene Ontology annotation, biological process: intraciliary transport. Gene Ontology annotation, molecular function: protein binding. Gene Ontology annotation, cellular component: intraciliary transport particle B; ciliary basal body; axoneme. Lineage: Eukaryota; Metazoa; Chordata; Testudines; Emydidae. The record is from RefSeq and is a predicted model, not a curated record.